This is a messenger RNA of Ziziphus jujuba (common jujube), 2219 nucleotides long. RefSeq names its product TSL-kinase interacting protein 1. Bases 164 to 1693 code for a protein of 509 amino acids. Gene Ontology annotation, cellular component: nucleus. The record is from RefSeq and is a predicted model, not a curated record. Gene Ontology annotation, biological process: pattern specification process. Gene Ontology annotation, molecular function: chromatin binding. Lineage: Eukaryota; Viridiplantae; Streptophyta; Magnoliopsida; Rosales; Rhamnaceae. The transcript is spliced from 8 exons.
GCGGCAAUUUUUCUAUUUUCCUUCCAAAGAGAUUUUCAUUCCCAAACUUUUUUCACGAACUUCGUUCCCGCCAAGCAUUUCGAUUCUCUUUCUCUCUCUCUCUUCGAUUCAGAGAAGGAUGAAGAUUGAGUGUGUGACAUCUUUGCAGGAAAGCUGAACCACCAUGAGAGCAGCUAGACUGCAGAACAAGAGGACAAGCAAGGUUCCCAGAGGGUGCAGUGCUACUUUACGUGGUACUGGAGCCAACAAAUUUAGAAGGACUGAUCAAGGUGGCCACAAUAUAAAAGGUCAAGGUGAAUUUCUAGACAAGAAAGAUGAGCAGGCCUCUUCUUCUAGUGCAGUUGAUGGGUUGUGUAUGAAGCUUCCAAAUGGAAGUACAUAUCUUUCUGGAACAACAGAAUUGCCUGGACAUAAGCUUUGUCCAGGACAAACAUAUGUUCCUCAUACAAAGAUCAAGUUACAGCUUUUCCCGAUUGAUGAAGUCACUGGCAAGGGGUUGGAAAAGGAUGGACAUCAUCCAUAUUUGGAACUCACCCUAAAAGCUCGGAAGAAGAUUUCUUCUGUGAUUAAGCACCUUAAUAGCAAAUGGGGAAAUUCAAAGAUUGCUCUUGGUGAGCCAAUGCUAGUCCCAUAUAAUAUACGCGAGCAUAUGUCUGGUUGCAGAAGAUGGACAUUGCAUGACAGUGACAUUAGUGCAGGAGAUGUCCACGCAUCUAUUGGAGGCCCUGCAAUCUUCCGCUUAAGGUAUGGCUGGUUCUCAACUGUUGAUCAUAAAAGCUCUGAAGAGUGUUCUACAUCAUCAACUACCCGUGUAGAUUGUUUACAAUCUGAAGGCACACAUAGAGGUUUUACCACUGACACAAAAAAAACAAAUGAAGAGGGAAUACAAACUGUGGUAACAAGUGAAGAUGCCAAAUCAAUCAGGGAUGAUGGACAAAGGAUGGAAAGUAACCAUGGACUAUCAUCAGUUCAGUGGGUUGAUGGUCUAACUAAUAUAAGCAUUGGAGGCCUCCUGUCUGAAGCAUCUUUACAGGCCAAGUUCAAUAGCAGUGAUCCAAAAUCAAUAGGGAGCGCUACAUACAUGCAUCAUACUAAAAUAAACCCUGAUUCAAGAUCAUUGGGAUUCUGGGAUGAUAGUUUAACAAAUAUUAGCAUUGGUGGCCUCUUAUUUGAAGCAUCCUUAAAGGAGAAGUUCAGUAAUUCUGAUGCUAAAGUUAUUGGAAGCAAUAGAGAUUUGCAGGCAACACGAUUAAUUUCUGAUUCACUUGAUGCUUUUAUUUCUGCGCAAAAUUGUUUUCAAGGUUCAAGGCCAUCUACUCAUGACUCACGCUCAUCUAUUCUGGAUGCUGAAGAAACAUGCCAUGCAUUCCCUUUUCAAAAAGUAUCUUCCUCAGGAAAAGUUUUGGCUUCAGGAGGAAUUUCUAGAGGAUGCAGCCAGAAUUCUGGUUCCAAGUCAUUAAGAUUUCCUAAAUUGGCAGAGGUCAAGAGCCAAGCGGGGGCUCCAACUGAGCAGGCUUGUCAAGAGUCUGAGACAGAUCUUUCACUUUGUUCACGAGCAUAUAACGAUGAAAGCAGCCUUGGGCUGACUGGCAUCAAAUGGAGUGAUUCAUUGGGACCCUUCGAUCUUGGCCAACCUGCCUCCAGAAAAAUUAUAAAUGGAGAUAGUAUAAGCCUCAGUGGAUUUGUUAAGUAGCUGUUGGGAAGUUCAGCUGUUGGAAACUGGAACUUCUUUCCUCCCAGUAAUUAAAACACAUACAAAUAUGAGGAAACUAAUAGGUAAUGUAGUCAAGCUUCAAAACUGGAUAAUUGUCGGAGCAUAUUGAUUGUUUGUCAUACUGCUCUAUGGGCAAUUUGAGAGCUUUGCAGUUUUUUAGGUAAAUAAAAUAGUGUAGAAUUCAUUGUCGGCAAUAUUAUUGUAGUCUAAUUUCUUUAUCAAGAAAAUACCGUUUUUGCCUAACUUUUUUGAUGCAUCAUAAACUUGCUUGCUGGAAGCUGGAGUUCACUAGAAUCAAUUGCAAGCAGAGGGCAAUUUUAUAAUAAAGGGAGGUUUGACAAUUGUAUUUGAGACUUAAGUGUGAGUUUGCUUGCUUGCAAUUGUAUUAAUUUUUGUUUCUUUUUUGGUUAUUACUAAGACAAUGACCUGGGAUUUAAAUCCCAGAAGAGAGAAAGCCAAACUAUUUAGCUUAAGGGAAUAUAAAUGAUGAUUCUAAUUUCAACUA